Molecule: messenger RNA, 2920 nt
Organism: Pezoporus flaviventris
Lineage: Eukaryota; Metazoa; Chordata; Aves; Psittaciformes; Psittacidae
Gene: CAPN5
Product: calpain 5
Exons: 13
Coding region: 663-2729 (688 amino acids)
Biological process (GO): proteolysis
Cellular component (GO): cytoplasm
Molecular function (GO): calcium-dependent cysteine-type endopeptidase activity
Source: RefSeq, a predicted model, not a curated record
CUUUGCUCCUGGCUAGGGUGCAGCCUUGCGAUAAGUCAAGCACGGUGAUCCCGUGCCAGCUCCCUUGGUACAGGAUCCUCCUGGCUGGAAGUGAAGGAGAGGAAGCGGUUUGUGGGGAGCAAGGAAGAGCCUUUCAGCAAGUAUUUGGUCCUGGCCAACACAAGCACUUCCAAUCCUUCUCCCCAUUGCAGUGCUUGGAAUUAUGCUCAUUACCAGCUGGCAGGAGCUGGAUGAUGCUGGAGUGAAACGGGGGAGUCCACAACACCCUGAGUCAUAACUCUGGCUCAGUGCUCCAAAUAAAUGCUUUCCUAUUUAACUGCUCUGUGGCUGGAUUAAGGUUGGGCUCAAACCUCUGUUCCCAGUCAUUCGGCUCUAAGAGGUGGGAGUGCAGAUUCCCCUCCCUGCUCAAUGCACGUGGAGGGCUGUUCAUUCCAACCAGGCAUGAAAACACCCGCUUCUUGUCCUCCUGAAGCAUCCUGGCUGGCUGCAAGAAGGCGAAGAGUCAUUAGCCCUUGAGCAUUUUAAUGUGGCAGACCUGAUGUUCAGCCCGGUAAGCAUGAAAUGCUGCAAAUUAGAGAGAGUAAUGAAUUCUAACGCUGCCCUCGGAGCGCUCCCCACGGCCCCUUCCUUUUAAUUAUUUCCCAAUUAAGUUUUGCCUUUAAAUGAUCCUGAACAUUAUCCCCUCUCCUUCUGCUUGCCAUUCCCUGUCCACCUCAAAUCCACCUCCAUCAUGUGAGAGCAGCCCCGCAGCAAGGACGGAUGGCUCUCGAGGGGAUAGUCACUGUAUAGGCCGGCGGGGAAGGAUGUUCUCCUCGGUGAAGCCCUACGAGAACCAGCGCUACACCUCCCUGAAGAAGGAAUGUCAGCGGAGGAAGCAGCUCUUCGAGGACCCGCUUUUCCCUGCCAAUGAUGAUUCACUGUUCUACAAGUCAAGGAUCCAGGGCAUCCAGUGGAAGCGACCCAAAGAAAUCUGCAAUGAUCCACACCUCUUUGUGGACGGGAUCAGCUCCCAUGACUUACACCAAGGGCAGGUUGGGAACUGCUGGUUCGUGGCUGCCUGCUCCUCCCUGGCAUCCCGGGAGUCUCUGUGGCAGAAGGUCAUCCCAGACUGGAAGGAGCAGGAAUGGAAUGCUGAGAAACCCGAGAACUAUGUGGGGAUCUUCCACUUCCAGUUCUGGCGUUUCGGUCAGUGGCUGGAUGUGGUGAUCGAUGACCGCCUGCCCACACUCCACAACCAGCUCAUCUACUGCCACUCCAACUCCAAGAACGAGUUCUGGUGUGCCUUGGUGGAGAAAGCUUAUGCCAAGUUGUCAGGCUGUUAUGAGGCCCUGGAUGGAGGCAACACAGCUGAUGCCCUGGUGGACUUCACUGGUGGGGUGUCUGAACCUAUUGACCUGACCGAAGGGGACUACAUUGCUGAUGAAGCCAAGCGAAACCUCCUCUUUGAGCGCGUGUUGAAGGUGCACAACCGGGGAGGCCUCAUCAGCUGCUCCAUCAAAGCCACCUCAGCAGCAGACAUGGAGGCCCGCCUGGCCUGUGGACUGGUGAAGGGCCACGCGUACGCGGUGACGGACGUGCGGAAGGUGCGCCUGGGCCACGGCCUCCUGUCCUUCUUCAAGUCGGAGAAGCUGGACAUGAUCCGCAUGCGCAACCCGUGGGGCGAGCGGGAGUGGAAUGGCCCUUGGAGUGACACCUCUGAGGAGUGGCAGAAAGUGAGUAAAAGUGAAAGAGAGAAGAUGGGGAUGACGGUGGAAGACGAUGGAGAGUUCUGGAUGACCUUUGAGGAUUUCUGCAAGUACUUCACGGACAUCAUCAAGUGCCGUCUCAUCAACACGUCCUACCUGAGCAUCCACAAGACCUGGGAGGAGGCAGUGCUCCACGGGGCAUGGACCAGAAGCAGUGACCCCUUGAAGAACCGCUGUGGAGGCUGUAUCAACCACAAAGACACCUUUUUGCAGAACCCUCAGUACGUAUUUGAUGUGAAGAAGGCAGAAGAUGAAGUGCUGAUCUCCAUCCAGCAGAAGCCAAAAAGGACCAGUCGCAAAGAGGGCAAAGGAGAGAACUUGGCCAUAGGUUUUGACAUCCAUAAGGUGGAGCUGAACAGGAACUACCGGAUGCACACCCUGCAGCAGAAGGUGGCCAGCUCCAUUUACAUCAACUCCCGCAGCGUCUUCCUGCGGACAGACCUGAAGGAAGGUCGCUAUGUCAUCAUCCCCACCACUUUUGAUCCCGGUCAUGUAGGCGAGUUCCUUCUCAGGAUAUUCACAGAUGUGCCUUCAGACUGCAGAGAGCUGACACUGGAUGAGCCACCACAUACCUGCUGGAGUGGGAUGUGCGGUUACCCGCAAGUGGUAUCCCAGAUCCAUGUCCUUGCUGCAGCCGGGCUCAAGAAUCAGGACUCCCAAGGAGGAGCUGACCCUUACGUGAUCAUAAAGUGUGAAGGGCAGAAAGUUCGCUCUCCCGUGAAGAAGAACACGGUGUCUCCAGAGUUUGACGUGAAAGGGCUCUUCUACCGCAAGAAGCCAGGACAACCCAUCAUUGUUCAGAUCUGGAACCACAACUUAAUAAGUGACGAGUUCUUGGGCCAAGUGGUGCUCACAGGGGACCCCAGUGACCGGCAAUCAGUGCACACACUGCACCUCCAGGACAAGGGGAACAAGAGAUCAAAUGAUCUUCCUGGAACCAUCGCUGUGAAGCUGCUCAGCAGUAACAUCCUCACCAACGUCUGAGUACUCAAGGACUCUUCUUCUGGUGCCACAUAUGUGUAUAUAACAUGCACACAUACAUACAUAUAUAUACACACACAGAGCCUACCUACCAUCUGCAAAGUGCAUAUGAACCAUGCAUGCAUUCCACUCAAAGGAGCCAAUCUUGUGUUUUCAACGUUGACAAAUGGUGCCUUUUUGGGGAACCACAACGA